Molecule: messenger RNA, 1477 nt
Organism: Anneissia japonica
Lineage: Eukaryota; Metazoa; Echinodermata; Crinoidea; Comatulida; Comatulidae
Product: tRNA (adenine(58)-N(1))-methyltransferase catalytic subunit TRMT61A-like
Biological process (GO): tRNA methylation
Cellular component (GO): tRNA (m1A) methyltransferase complex; nucleus
Source: RefSeq, a predicted model, not a curated record
AGCGCCACCAUAUUAAAUCCAAUAUGGCAGCCACCAUAAGCGCAGAGGUAUGUUGAUGUUGUACCGCUUCGGUUCUUAAAUUUUAAUAUUAAACGUUGUUAUGGGAUCAUCAGAAAGCUGUUUACUGUAACUAAAUCAUUGUACCACUAAGAUAUGAGUUUCUUAGGCUACAAGAGUACCGUUGAAGAUGGAGAUUUGGUGAUUAUUUAUCUAGGCCACGAUUCGAUGUUACCACUCGAUGUCCGCCAGGGAGAAACAACUCAAACGCGGUUCGGUGCGUACUGGAAGUGGUUCCCUGUCUCAUGCUCUGGCUCGAGCAGUGGCUCCCUCUGGCCACCUCCACACAUUUGAGUUCCAUGAGCAGAGAGCAGCAACUGCAGGAAAAGAAUUUGUGGACCAUGGACUCUCAGAAUUGGUAACAAUUCAAUGCAAAGAUGCCAUUAAUGAUGGAUUUGGGAUGGUGGAUGCUGCUGACGCUGUGUUCCUAGACCUUCCGUCUCCUUGGUCUGCAAUAUGCCAUGCCAAAGCUGCAUUGAAAGCUGGAGGUGGACGAAUUUGUUCAUUUUCUCCCUGCAUUGAGCAAGUACAGAAGACGUGUUUAGAAUUGACAGCACAGGGAUUUGAAGAAGUUUCGACGUUGGAAUGUAUCCUCAGAACCUAUGAUGUACGCACAAUAAGCUUGCCUGUACCAAAACUAGGAUUUGAAUCACCGACAGGGACACAAGCAGAAAAAUCAAAUACAAAAACAGAUAAGGAUGAGCAAGUGAUUGGUAAUGAUGAUAAUGAUGAUAGUUCAAAGGUUAAAGAAGAAGUAACUGAUACUAAUGGCAGCAAAGGAAAAGGAAGAAAACGAGAAAGGCUUGAUUAUAAUCCUAAGGAGAAGGGUCCUAAAGGGCAGAGCAAUUGUGUGGUGAUGAAGUGCACAACACAACCCAAGGAAAUGCCGGGGCAUACCGGCUACCUAACCUUCGCCACACUUUUCAAAAAAUGAUCCUCUAUUUGGUGUGUGGGGGAGAAGAGAGUUAUGCCUUACUCAAGAUCAAUUAUUUUAUAAGAUGAGAGUGCAAAGAAGAAAGUAAAGGUAUUGGAAGGUCUUUGUGGGCAUAACUACAACAGGACUUCUAAUUUUGUUCACUGUGAAGGUUAACCUUAUCUUAUUGUUUACUUGGACAUGUCACUAAACCUUGUUUAUUUCCCCUUAUAAUUGACCUCCUAUUAUUAUUAUUUAAAGCCUUGGUGAUGAAUGGAGCGGCUUAGCUGGCAAAAAAAUAUCUGAAGUGAUUUCUAGCUACUAGCUUUGUUAAGCCUGGAGGAAAGUGUUACGUUAUUUCACUAGCAAGUUUCUAGUGGUGGAUGCUGAAUAGUUUUUUGCCUUGUGCUAAUAAUAAAAAUAAUAAUUAUCUAAAAGUAAGAUCUUAGAUGUGCUUUUUUAUAUGGUUUUCAAUGCUAAAAUGAAAUAAAACCCUUUUUAAUGAUA